GUUCCCCACCUGGCUUGGUACCACCCAUUUGGUCUCCGUCAAAGCCUUGAUCCUCGUAGACUGCAAUUCAUGUGUGGAUCUUCCCCCACUCGGCCAACUACCAAACCUAAAAUAUCUAAGAAUUGGUGGAGCAGCAGCAGUUACCAAGAUUGGGCCCGAAUUCAUGGCCUGCAGGGGGGAUAACCAUAGAUCCACGGUGGCAAUUGCUUUCCCCAAGCUUGAAUCGUUGGUCAUCAGGGAUAUGCCCAACUGGGAGGAGUGGUCCUUUGUUGAAGAAGGAGAUGCAGCGGCAGCAACUAUGGAAGGGGAAGAGGACGGAUCUGCUGAGAUUCGGAAAGGGGAAUCCCUCUCUCCAUGGUUGCAGGUGCUGCCACGCUUGAAGACGUUGGAACUUUUGGACUGCCCCAAGCGGAGAGCUCUCCCACGGCAGCUUUGACAGGAGGCCACCGGCUUGGAAGUUCUCGAAUUAACGAGGACAGGCAGCUUGAAGGCGGUGGAGGACCUCCCAUUCCUCUCUGAGAAGCUUGGGAUCCUGGGUUGUGAGUGUCUGGAGAGGGUCUCAAACCUCAAUCAAGUGAAAGAGCUGCGCCUGAGUGGUUGCCCAGGCUUGAUGUGCGUUGAGGGGCUUGGAGGCUUGCAGCAGCUGUGGUUGGGCGAGGAUAUGGAGACUCCGAUAUGGAUGCCAGAGCUUCAACAACAGAGCCAUCAGCUUGAUUGUGAAGAUCUGGACGUCUACACAUGGGUUUAUUAUGUGCCUAAUUACGUGGCAUCUAAACAUACAAGCUUGUUAACUGCAAGGGGCUCGUGGAAUUGCAAUUUGGUGAUGGGCCCAUGGGCGAAGCAACACUAGCAUAUGUAGCUUUCUGUGUGGAAAAUUGGAAAAGAAAAAACCCAAGAAAUAACUGAAAAAUAAAAUCACAAAAAAAAGGAAAAUCCAAAAAAAUGAGGAAAAUGAAAAUCACCCAAAAAAGAAAAUUAAAAUGUAGAGUGUGAUUUUUUGUUUGUUUGUAAUGUUGGUUAGUUGUGUGAAAACAUGUACGGGUGUUUUAUAGAGUAGGUAACUCUGCCUAUGUCACAACAAGUGUAAUACUCGAGUUACAUAGCCGGUUCCAAGCCCGGAGAAAGGAGGGAGUAGUACCACCAAUUCUGUGACUUCUGUCACAAUGCCAUGCAAGAGUAUCUUCAAUUUGUUCAAGUUUCAGAUGCUGCUGCAAGCCUGAAACAGAGAAUAUUUCUUGUUUGCGACGACGCUUCAAGAGGUUUCUACAAGCAUAAGUUUUCUCCUUUGUUGAGUGGUCAUGCUUAAGCCCUGUCACUCAUGGUUGGUCUCUGACUUAAUUUGUGAUUACACUAAUCGAUUUGUGAGGUGCCUUUGCCUCCGAAUCUCCUCAGUUGUGCGUGGGUCUGAGCUGCAUGACACUUGCUGUUUUUUGAGGACGUCUGAUCAGAAUUCAAGUUGGUGACUGCUUGUGAUGAUACAUGACAAAAAUUUUAGCCUGUCUGUAAAACUAUUAGUGUUGAAUGUGAUGGGUGUGAUUUAAAAAAAGUGCGUAGCGUGUCAAAUUUUUAGCUGCAACCGCUGCUGUUUUGUCAAGGGUUCAUCUUCUGAAGAUGAACUUGCCUGUAAUUAUUCUUGCGUCGAUCUAUAGUAUGUUUUCACAUUCUGGAGGUGCAGAGAUUUGUGCUACUAUUUUCUAUUGCAAGAUGUAUUUUUUCUCGAUGUAAAAAUAUGCUCUCUUAUUUGUUUGUUUGUUUGAGGGGUCUUAAAACUAUGCUCUUUCUUUGGUAGCUUCAAAAGUUUCAGAGGAGGAGAGGCAAAUUGUGAAACUAGAUGGAAAAUGCAAAAUCGUUCUUUGGGAGGAGGGAAACCAUACUGCCCAAGGCCCAUGGGCUUAGGAGAUACGACAGGCCUUGUGAUCAGUACGAGGCCCAAACAAGCUUCUUCUCCGUUGCUCCACUUCCACUCCAUGUCCGUCCUUACUCCCUCUGGCCGCUGCAACCCUUGGCCGGCAUCAAUGGAGCCAAACGCCCUCGGCGACCUCUGCUGGUCUCGACCCCCUUUCGAUUCGAAACACCCCCAUCCAUUCACAGGAUCCAGUGAGGGGAGCCACGCCCACACCACGAUGGGGAAUUCCAAUCCCCAAUCUAGUCCAGUCCAGGGUUGGUCCGAGGUCAGGAUUAAUUCGCGGGCGAUUAAGCUCUUCGUGUUCGUGGUGUAGCGGUGUGGAUCUGAGGUUUUUCUCGUAAUUGAUGACUUAUCGGACGAUCCAUGCAUCUGCUGUUAUCUGUAAUAUACAGUGUGCUCAAUCGGUUAUUUGUAUUCAGCAUGUCCAGAUCUUAAAGUGCUCUAAUGUCCAGAUCUUAUGUUGACUUUUACUGUCGAUCGUUUCUUUGUUGCUGAGCUGGAAGAUCAUUCUGCUAGCCUGCUAAUUGCCACUCUGCCAGAUAAACCUCUUCGUAUUUUUGGUGGAUCUUGCUCAUCAAGUUGCCUGAUGGCAAUCAUACUAGAUUCUCUUGUCCGAUCAUGUGUUAAGAAGUUGCAAGACAUCAUUACAGAGGAGGCAAUUCUGAUUCUAGGGGUAGAAAAAGACCUCAGGGAGCUACAACAAACAAUGAACCAAAUACAACUUUUUCUUAAUGACGCCGAGCAAAGAAGGACAGAAGAGUCAGCAGUUAAAAGUUGGCUUGGUAAGCUGAAAGAUGCUAUGUAUGAUGCUGAUAAUAUUAUCGACUUGGCAAGAUUUGAAGGAGGCAAGCUUCUAGCAGAAAGUCCUUCAUCCUCAAAAAUGUCAACAACAUGUAACGGCAUUUCAUUUUUCAGUUGCAUUCCUAAUAUUCAGAGGCGUCACAAGAUUGCUGUUAAAAUCAGAAGUUUCAAUGUGGAACUUGAGAAGGUUUCAAAGUUGGGUGAAAGAUUUUUAAAGCUUCAGAUUAUGCAACCUAAACAGGAAGUUCGAGCAACCAAGCAGAUGAAAACAUGUUCUCUUGUGGAGCCCAAUCUUGUGGGAAAGGAAACUUUACAUGCUUGCUCAAGGUUGGUUGAACUGGUGCUUGCCCACAAGAAUAGUAAGGCCUAUAAGCUUGGUGUUGUUGGGACAGGAGGGGUUGGAAAGACAACUCUAGCCCAAAAAAUAUAUAAUGACCGUAAGAUAAAAGGAGCUUUUAGUAACCAAGCAUGGAUUUGUGUUUCCCAGGAGUACUCUGAAGUUGCUCUUUUGAAAGAAGUUCUUCGGAAUUUGGGGGUAAAUCAAGAGCAAGGCGAAACUGUGGGAGAACUCAGCAGCAAGCUUGCAGCAGCCACUCAAGGGAAAAGUUUCUUCCUUGUGUUGGACGAUGUUUGGCAUCCUGAGGUAUGGACCAAUCUACUAAGAACUCCAUUACAUGCUGCUGCUGCCGGAGUAAUUCUAGUAACAACUCGACAUGAUACAGUUGCACAAUCAAUUGGAGCAGAAGAUAUGCACCGAGUUAAGUUGAUGCCAGCAGAUGUGGGAUGGGAGCUACUUUUGAAGAGUAUGAACAUUAAUGAAGAAAAAGAUGUACAAAACUUAAAGGGUAUUGGGAUGAACAUUAUUCAUAAAUGUGGUGGACUUCCUCUUGCAAUUAAGCUUAUUGGCAGUGUUCUAGCAACUAAAGAGAAAACUGAGAAUGAGUGGAGGAGGCUUUUAAAUAGAAGUGCUUGGUCUAAGAGGAAUCUUCCUACCGAACUCAGAGGUGCUUUUUAUUUAAGUUAUGACGAUCUACAGCAACAUUUGAAGCAAUGCUUCCUCUAUUGCGCUUUAUAUCCAGAAGAUUGGAACAUGUUUCGUGAUGACCUUAUCAGGCGCUGGAUUGCCGAAGGCUUUGUAGAAAAGCAAGAAGAAGAACUUUUAGAAGAUACUGCUAAAGACUACUACUAUGAGUUACUAUAUAGGAAUCUCCUUCAACCAGACCCUUUACCUUUUGACCGUAGUAAGUGCAAAAUGCACGACCUUUUAAGGCAGCUUGCUCAACAUUUAUCUGGAGAAGAAAGUUUUUGUGGAGACCCACAUUCAUUGGGGCCUAAAACUUUGUGUAAACUUCGACACAUUUCAGUUAUUACUGACAAGGCUCUAAUCCUCCCUACUGUUAGAAAUGAACAUAUUAAAGCAAGGACAGUAAGUAUUCAUUGUAAGUCGCUGAGGGUUGAAAAUACAAUUUUCAGGAGACUUCCAUGCAUUCGAGUUUUGGAUCUGAGCUGCUCAUCUAUACAAACCAUUCCAAAGUGCAUUGGAAGCUUGAUCCAUCUAAGGUUACUUGAUCUUGAUGAUUCAGAUGUAUCUUGUCUUCCAGAGUCCAUUGGCUCUCUCAUGAACCUCCAGACACUGAACUUGCAAAGGUGCAAAUCUCUACACAGUCUUCCUUUGGCUAUCACGCUGUUAUGCAAUUUAAGGCGUCUUGGUCUGGCUGGUACACCAAUAAAUCAGGUUCCAAAAGGGAUAGGCAGAUUGGAAUUGCUCAAUGACUUGGAAGGAUUUCUGGUUGGUGGUGGAAGUGAGAAUGGUAAUAUACAAGAUGGAUGGAAGUUUGAAGAGUUGGGGCAUCUCUCACAACUAAGACGGCUUGAUAUGAUUAAACUGGAAAGAGCAUCUCCUUGGAGCACAGAUUCACUGCUAGUAGAUAAAAGGCAUCUCAAACUUUUGUAUCUAUCAUGCACUCUACAAAGAGAUGAACCAUAUUCGGAAGAAGACGUUGGCAAUGUUGAGAAGAUCUUUGAGCAGAUAAUCCCGCCAUGCAACCUGGAAGAUCUAGUUAUUAGGGCAUUCUUUGGUCAGAGGAAUCCCACGUGGCUAAGUAUUUCUCAGUUGCCCUCACUAAAGCACUUGAACCUUGAAAAUUUUGUAUCAUGUGUGCAUCUUCCAGCAAUUGGACAGCUGCCCAACUUGAAAUUCUUGAAAAUUAAGGGAGCAAAUGCAGUUACAAAGAUUGGACCCGAAUUUAUUGGCCACAGUAAACACACAGGUGCAGUUGCUUUCCCAAAGCUUGAAAUGUUGUUCUUCGAGGAUAUGCCAAACUGGGAGGAGUGGUCCUUUUUUGAAGAAGAAAAUGAACACAUGACUCGCAGUUUGUGCAUCUGGGACGAGUGGUCCUUACCUGAAGUUACAGAAGGGAAAGAGGAUGGAGAAGUUGUGAUGCAAAAAGGGAAAUCCAUCCAGUCUCCAGUUUCACAUCUGCUGCCACGUCUGAAUAAGUUGGUACUCGUAAACUGCUCCAAGCUGAAAGCUCUCCCACAACAGCUUGGACAAGAGGCCAGAUGCUUAAAAGUGCUCCAGUUAAGAGGUGCAAGCUGCUUGAAGGUAGUUGAAGACCUCGCUUUCCUCUCCGAGUUGCUUCUAAUCCAGAGAUGCCAAGUCCUGGAGAGAGUCUCAAAUCUUCCACACGUGAGAAAGUUGCACUUGGAGGAUUGUCCCAAUUUGUGGUGUCUUGGAGAGGUGCGCAGUUUGGAGGAGAUUAAGUUAUACAAAGGUAUGCAAGAUGUCUUUGAGAUUUGGAUGCCAGGGCUUAUGCUGCACCGCCAAGUACUUCAUGGCGAUCAAUUGGAUAUCUACGCAUGUGUCUAAGAGAGUUGCAUUCGCAAUUAUAUGGCAUCUUAAGGUACGUGACAUUAACUAGGCAUCUGGAUUUUACAUACGGUUGAUCUGCUUGGAUUCCCAUUAACCAUGCUCUAUUUUAACAUAAUGUUUGGGGCGCAAGUACCACUACUCGCCGGAAUCUAUGAAUUUGUGGAGAACUGAUUACGAAGGAACUGCACUAGAAGCACCACACUUGUAUAACACAUAUGUGCUGUACACACUGUUUAUCUGGAAACUGUCGACCACUUCAGAGGAUAAGUGUGAGUAGCAAUUAAUGAUUGUACAUCUGCUAGGACUUAGUGACUAAAUGACCUUUUAGUUUAGGGUUCUCAAAAGAAAGUGCAGUACCUCGAGUUUCCAGUGUGAAUCAUGAGACCCCAAGCUGUUGCUAUGACCAGGAUUGGUCUGCAUUAGGAUUAGAGUAAUAUGCAAGAGCAAGCUCAUGUGGUCCACGAUCUCCCACUUUCCACUACUUUACCUUGAACUAUGGAAUAUUUUGCCUAUUGGAAUUGGUGCUACCCAUGAAUAGAUUUAGUACUGGUAUUUUUCCUAAGCAUUGUUGUCGGGUUGUAAUAUAUAUGUUAUUCAAAAGCAAAAGCAUGUGAGUACUAGUAGUAUAUGCCUCGAGAUUCCACAGGGAGGGCAUGUGAGUUUUUUCAGACCAGUGUAAUGCAUUGAUAUCCACAGUCCACUUAGAUAACUAUAUUCGGCAGCCAAGCUUAGUAGUUGCUAAUCUAUUCACUGGAUGAACGCUCCUAGGUAACUUACAUCGUUGCCAAUAAGGCAGCCAAUGGGCAGCACGUUAAUUUCUGCCACAAGCUAGUCUCAACACCAUCAAAAUCAUUCCAGCAACAAAAUCUGUGUAAUUGGCACUCUAACCAUCAUAGCCGUCUGCUUAAUUUGCCUCCAUAUGUUUCGAACCAGACUAUAUGUAAGUAAGAUAUUCAUCUCUGCAAAGUCAUCCUAUCUGAAUCAGGUUUCUUCUCUACUUUACCUUGAACUAACCAUCAGUUGUAUCAGGAUUUUCAGUUCAUUUUGCGGUACUUUUACAUUUUACCUGACUUGAGUUUUCUGAUUUUUGCAGUUUAUGUUUGGACGAGUAUCAAAUUGCGUGUUACUUUAUGGUUUCACACAUGAAUCUCAAGGUGCUGAUACUGACGAAUUCUCCUAAAGCAGCGUUGGUACUUGCAAAUUAAUGGUUUCAUCAGAGCAGAGCCAACACUCCAACAGCAUCAUAUGAGGAUUUUUUUUAUUGGCGACUUUGUAGAUUGUGCUAUCUAGUUUACAUAUUUUUGCAGCCAAGUGAAAGCCUUGAGCUUGUUAUGAACUGGAAGUUACUUUUUGAUGACCCGACAGCUCACGUAUAGGCUGACCGACUGACCUGCUCACGAGCUGAACAUUGUUUCCAACUCCAUAAUGUCAUGUACACACGACCUGUCCUACUUGAUUAUGAACUAUCACCAAACUUGUUUUUCGUUUAA
Molecule: messenger RNA, 7069 nt
Organism: Brachypodium distachyon (stiff brome)
Lineage: Eukaryota; Viridiplantae; Streptophyta; Magnoliopsida; Poales; Poaceae
Product: putative disease resistance protein RGA4
Exons: 5
Coding region: 2364-5576 (1070 amino acids)
Biological process (GO): defense response to other organism
Molecular function (GO): ADP binding
Source: RefSeq, a predicted model, not a curated record